AUGCUGUUCGUCAAGAACCUGGCGGCCGUUGCAUUCGCCUCGUGCAGCCUCGCACGAACGCUUCCAUCAGGACUCAAGCCACGCCAGGAUGUAUCCUUUACCAAUCCGGAGUACAUUUGCGGCGAUAUAAUCAAUUAUGUGAACCAAGGCAAGACAUACUUUUUGGCAUCAGAUGUGUAUAGAUGUCUAAACAGCGUACCUUUCAAUUCUGCAGUUGCCACGCGCUUCGUCAAGUACUGGAAUGAAACGAUACAGUUCCAGUCAACCCUUGCGUACCUCAAAAAUCCCCCCGAGGGAUACCAACAACCUGCAGUCGAUGUUCUAGCAGAAGUUCAGAGGAUACAACAGAAGGUUGAUGCGAACCUGUAUUUGAAUCAAUAUGAGUUCGAAGCAGAAUUUCAGCUUUUGGUAUAUGCCAUGCGCGACUCCCAUGUUUCGUUGAACGCAGGCAUUCUCUCGGCUUUCACAUUCGCGAGCCCGAUCGAGAUCGCUUCUGUUUCAGUAGAUGGAAAACAAGAACCUCGAGUUUAUAUCACUGAUGACAUUUUGGAUUCCCAAACUGAAGGCUGGGAACCUUCUGCAAUAACCAUGAUCAAUGGUACCGAAGUCAAUGAGUUUCUGAAUCAUUUUGCCACUCUCAAUUCAUGGGAGUUUGCCGAACCUCAUGCUGAAUGGAACUCUCUGAUGUCAAACCCGGCGCUGGAUAUACAGGGAUCACUCACCACGUUCUCCGGAGGCGCUACUUUCUACCCUGGCGACGACCUUACGUUCACUUUUGAGAAUGGCACCACAUACGACACAUAUUGGGUGGCAAUUUACAGUGGGUUUGCAAAUGAAACUGGUCCUUUGACAACGGGAGGCGACUUCUACAACUACUUUGUUCUCGGCCUCUUACCUGCGUCAUUUGAUAACACCUCACCGGACUCAGAAUCAGACCCAUCCUCUGAAGAAUCACCCGAAGAAGAAGCUGAUUCACCAGCAUCAGUCACAAACUGGACUGAAGAUAGUUUUGGUGCAUUCCCCGUCGCCAAUAUUGUACAGCCUGAUCUAGGUCUGUUCGGUACAGGAGUAGUGACCGGGUACUUUUAUAAUGACAUCUCGACUGGCGUCCUUAGUCUUCCCACAUUUGAUAUCGUUGCAGAUUCUAUAGGAGACUACAUCCAAACAGUGAGUGAUUUUAUCGGAAAUGCGUCAGCUGCAGGUCUACAAAAAGUUGUUAUCGACCUCCAGCAGAAUUCUGGUGGAGCCAUCUUUCUCCCGUUUACCAUCUUCAAGAGCUUUUUCCCCGACCUGACUCCAUUCGCUGGAAGCCGUCGACGAAGCUUUCCCUUGGCAAACGUGAUUGGCACUACCGUAUCGGAUGGUUGGGCAAGUACCGAUGAUGAAUGGUUCAAGAAUUAUCUAUUGGCCGACGAGUGGGUCAUCAACGCCAAAUUGAACGCUGCCACUGGAAGAAACUUCUCAGGGUGGCCUGAGUAUCAAGGACCGAUUGAAGCGAAUGGGGAUACUUUUUCACUCACAGAGAGAUACGAUCUUGCCAAUGAAAACUUCGAUGCGGCUGCCUUUGGGUGGAUUCCCCGAAUGUAUCUGGCCGACGCUGUAAACAACGACACGCGCCCAUGGAACCCAGAUCAAAUAGUCCUCCUUACAGACGGUCUAUGUGCAUCCGCUUGCGCAUUGUUUGUAGAGAUGAUGACCCGCGCUGGUGUCCGUACAGUUGUUGCAGGAGGUCGACCAACUACUGGCCCUAUGCAAGCAGCCUCUGGCACUCGUGGCGCGACAUCCUACGAUGCAGACAGCCUGGAUACAGACAUGGAAAGUGUCAAAUCUUCACCAAUUUAUGACAGGACGAAGUCGAUCGCUACGGUCCCCGAUGUGCGCGACCAAGGCAUGUACGUUUUGUACAUGGGCGUCAAUCUCCGUGACCAGGUGCGGGCAAAGGAGACCACACCACUACAGUUCGAGUACGAAGCAGCCGACUGUCGCAUCUACUACACAAUGAAGAACUUGUACAACAUGACACAGCUAUGGCAUGAUGUCUCUGCCGCUGCCUUUGUAGACUCAUCACUUUGCGUCCAAGGCUCAACUGGCUUCUCAACCACGAACAACACCAACCCGUCCCCACCUCCCGAGCGGGUAGCCCAAAAGCCGAUUCUGGAGUUGGACAUUAAGAUUGAUGAAGCAUUAAAGGGCGAGGCAGCAAUAGAGCCGGAUUUGCACUUUGUUCUCCAGCAGGGACAUGUCAACCAACCUAUAGUUGCCACAAAGCUAUGAUACUUUGUCCUGGAGAAAAUACGCCGAUCAAGAGGCCGGUAUGCUUGCCAAAUUGCUCAACCUCGGUCAAGGGACAAAGUUGCGGUGGAACCUGUCAACCCGUGGCCCAAAACGACGCCAAGGUUGUUCUGAAUAGACAAUUCAACUUGAAGGAGAAGAUGACAGUUGGGGUAUGUUACCCAAAACCCGGUACAAGAGCGAAAACGUGCUCGCUUUAGACGCAAGAGAGGGAAGGCGGUCUUGUUGUUCGGCGAUUUGUCUAGUAAUCUUAAUCUUCUCAUAAUAACCACGAAACAUCAUGAUGUCACGCA
Molecule: messenger RNA, 2585 nt
Organism: Pyrenophora tritici-repentis Pt-1C-BFP
Lineage: Eukaryota; Fungi; Ascomycota; Dothideomycetes; Pleosporales; Pleosporaceae
Source: RefSeq, a predicted model, not a curated record